AUGAUUAAUUAAAACAUUGAUCGUUCACAAUAAAACCUAAUAUAAGAUUUUAAAUAGGUGAAUCAUACAAUAAUAACCAAUUAACUAGAACCUAGAAAUAUAAUUGAUAUUAGUUUAAAAAUCUAAGAUUACUUAUAACCUAAUAUAAUGUAUUUAUAAAAUUGAUUUGCUUAAGAAAGAAGUUAAAUGUUAUUUCGGCUUAUUGUAAAAUGAUGAUAUAAAAAAAAAACUAUAAAAAUUUGAAAAUGUAAGCUAUUAAAAGAAGAAAAGCUUUUGAAGAACUUAUUUAUACAGAAUAGUCUUAUUUGGCAGAUAUGAAAAUUGUCAUUGAGUAAGUCAUUCAAAUAGUUCAAGAAACAAAACUUUUACCAGAAAUUGAAAUUUAAUAAGCUUUUAGUAAUAUUAUUUAGAUAUAUAAUUUAAACAAAUCAUUUUUAAGAGAAUUACAAAGUAUUCAUAUAUAUAAAUUUUUAGAGAAAUUAGAAAUAUAUUAUGAUAACACUUGCGUUAGUCAUAUAUUUUAGAAAUAUAUACCUUUUUUUAAGAUAUAUUUUCAAUAUUUAUAAGAGUUUAAGAUUGAUUAGAUAUAAAUUUUGAGAGAUAAAUAUUAGAAUUUUGAUAAUUUUUUAAAUAGAUUAGAGGAUGCUUAUACUUUUAAAGGAGGUGAUCUUAAUUCAUUUUUAAUAAAACCUGUAUAAAGAUUACCCAGAUAUUCUUUAUUGUUGACGAGUAUAGUAAAAUUUACUUGGACAGAGCAUCCUGAUUAUAAUGAUCUAUAAAAAACAUUGAAUUCUUUUUCUUAGGUUACAUAAUAGAUUGAUUUGCUUAUAGGAAAGUAAGUAAAAUUAUAAUUUCAACUAAUUUUAGUAUUCUUAGAAAUUAAGCACUUUUUGAAUUAUAACAAAAGUUUUUUAAUCUAAUUAAUGUGUAAAUUGUAGAAUCCACUAGAAAAUUUAUAUUGACAGAAUCUUUAACAAUGAUUAACUAAUAAAAAGAAGAAACUGUUAAUUUGUAUUUAUGUUCUGAUCUUAUUGUAUUGACAAAAAUAAGUGAGGAAAAUCAAAAAUUUAUGAAGGAGGGAUUAAUUACUUAUUCAUUUUUGGAUUUAUAAACGUAGUAUGAAAGUUAGAUAAAUCCUUCCUUAAAUUUUACUUUAAUCGCUGGAGAUUAAAACAUGUUAUUUAUUUGUUAAGAUUAAGAAUAAAAAUAAAAAUUAUUAUAAGAAUUUGAUGCAAUAUUUGCAAAUCUUAAGAAUAAUGCAUCUCAAUAAAAUUCUAUUUUUUAGACAUAAAAAACAACAAUCUACAAUCCGAUUAAAGUUGAAAUAGUUUCUAUAACUAGAGGAUAAGAACUGUUGAAAUCUUAUGCUUAAUAUAAUAUAAUAGUAAAGAUAUAUAAAGAUAAUUAGAUUCGAAAUUCUAAUUAAAGUUAUGCUACUUAAACGAGGCAUAAAGUUCUAUUAAAAUUGCAGAAAAAACUUCAAGCUGAAUUUUAAUAAGAAUCAUAAUUAGAAUCUACUAGUUUUUUAUUCUAAAAUUGGAUAAAAAAUAGAUUAAAUAAAGAAUCAAAUGAUGGAAGAAAAGUAAUUGUUUAAGAGUUCUUGGAGAUAUUAUUAAAUUCUCACUAAGUAAAAACUAGACCUGAAUAUUUUCUUCGUAAGUUAAAGUUACCACAAGAUUUCUAUCAAAAAAGAUAAUAAUUUUUAGAGGAAUAAAAAUUCUCUAGUAUAAAUUAAUGA
Molecule: messenger RNA, 1738 nt
Organism: Paramecium sonneborni
Lineage: Eukaryota; Ciliophora; Oligohymenophorea; Peniculida; Parameciidae
Source: the annotation of a GenBank genome assembly